Athalia rosae (coleseed sawfly) is the source of this 10241-nucleotide messenger RNA. RefSeq names its product mucin-19-like. The record is from RefSeq and is a predicted model, not a curated record. The coding region runs from base 899 to 8761 and encodes 2620 amino acids. The transcript is spliced from 12 exons. NCBI's taxonomy places the organism in Eukaryota, Metazoa, Arthropoda, Insecta, Hymenoptera, Athaliidae. Gene Ontology annotation, molecular function: chitinase activity; chitin binding. Gene Ontology annotation, cellular component: extracellular region. Gene Ontology annotation, biological process: carbohydrate metabolic process; chitin catabolic process.
AGUUUGAACCUGGACAUCGGGAUAGAAUAACGCGAAUUUCAAUUUCUUUUCAACGUCCCGCGCGCGGCACUUAAUUUUUUUCCUCACCUGUGCCGCCGUUGAAAUCACAAUCUUAAUCCUAAUUAAAAUUAAGCGUCCGUCCGUCCAGCGGUACGCCGCGGCUCAAACGAGCAUCAUUGAUCGAUGGUCGGAGGUCAGAGGAUUUUUCGUUGUUCGAUUCGUUUUUUCAAAUAAAAAAUCCAACAUCCAGACGCUGUCGCGUACGCCGGUCGUGCGAAUGACUAGGCGGUGAACGAGAAUCCGGGUGAUCUGGGGCAAAUUACCCCACCUUUUAUACCCCGUGUACGCGUACGUACGGUUCCUGUCUUUCCCUGACCACGCGUCACGAUAUCUUCGAACAUUUCACCUGGGUUUGGCCUGGCCCGUCAGGGUUUACUACCGAGGUACCAGGACGCGUUAGGUUCAGUCGGAAUCGUGCGCCGAAGAACAGUGGAGCGAUUCCUUCCGAUAUAUCCUCAAAUAAUUAUUUCGAAAAAGUUCUGCAGACAACUCCUGCGGAUACGAAGGUUUUUUUUUUUCUUUCAUUCGGAACAUCAGUCGUCCGGUAAAUUGAUACACAUUAGCGCGGGAAAAGUAAGGAACAAAUUAAUAGAAUAAUUAAAACGCGGAUCCCGGUAGCUAAGGGUUACCGAUUUUUUUUUCGGUUUUUUUUUUUCACCGAUCGAAACGCAACAAGCUGGAGGAAAUACUUUCGACGUUAAGAUUCACUCUAGCGUAAGCUGAUACACUGAAUUAUUGCUUGGUUCGAGUUGUGAUUAAAAGAAACAAGAAAAAAAAAAAAAAGUAAAAAUUAAAACGAAAACGAAAAACGCGAGGGGGCGGAAGUAGUGAGAUCGAGAUGAGGCUGGCUACUGUCAUCACCCUCUUGGGGUUACUUGCGAUUGGAUACGCUAAGAAAUGUCCAAGGCAAAGAACUUCACCUGGCAAAGAGAUUCUAUGUUAUACGGCCACUAAUGAUGUAGAUCAAUUGGCCAACACGAUAUGCAGAUGUACUACCCUUGUACACCAGGGACAUGAACUCCAUAAUAUUUCUAUCACCGGGGUGGAAGAACUCAAGAAGUCAUUGAAAGAACUGAAUCCAGUUCUCCAGGUGGUCGUAUCGGUGAAAGAUCCCCAAGGAACAUUGAGGACGUCCGCGACGUCCCGACAAGAAGCUUCGGGACGUCUCGCCACCGUUCUGUCCAAGGUCGACGGUGUCGAAUUGGACAUGACUGCCGGUUCGAAGGAACGUCUUACACAUUUUGUUAAGGGACUUAAGGACGAAAUGAUAAGAAAAUCUAACGAAAAGAGGAUAAUAUUGGCGCUACCGACAAAAGCUGAAGACCUGGCGAAGCAGUACGAUAUGAAGACCUUGGCAAAGUACGUCAACCUGUUCACUCUGUCGACGCACUAUCUGGUUGACAACGGUGAAUCUUUCAAUACUUUCCACCCUUCUCGACUGAUGGGUAUCUUCGAUAUGCUAAACACCGAUAGCUUGGUAGACCUUGUCAGCGGUUUGGGAGUCCCGAAGAAUAUGCUACUCGUUUCCAUCCCGGGCAGCGCUUACAAGUUUACUUUAAAGGACGAUGGCAAAAACGCGCCAGGAUCAUCUGCCAAAGAAGAACGACCCGCGGCUAUAAGUCAAAAGGAGCUCUGUGAUAUGAUGAGCGCGGGUGAAUGGACCGUUGAAAGAGACACGGACCUCACCGCCCCUUACGCCUUCAAGGACUCCACGUGGAUCGCGUUUGAGGACAAAACUUCCGUCGGGAUAAAGGGUAAAUACGUUCUGCUUCGUGAACUAGCCGGAUUGGGUAUCCACGAUGUGGAGAAUGACGUUAAAAACGACUGCGGCAAACCUGUCACUGAGGAGGUUUACCGAUCAUUCACUGACAUGAAAAGAAAGACACGUGGCGCGGUCUUGGCUUCCUUAGAGAAUGACCUUAGCCACGUGGAAGCUCCCACUUCGAGACACGUGAGGUCUUCGGAAUUUCGGAUCGUUCGGGUCGUCGAUACUACGGGAGCCAUACACGCUAUUCGUGAGAAUACGCAGACCGAAUUCAUUUGUACGAGACAAGGAUACUUCGUACACCCAAAAAGUUGCAACAGAUUUUACCGUUGCGUCAAAUUCAAUCAGGGAAUAGACGACUAUUCGGUGUUCGAAUUUGACUGUCCAGCUGGUUUGGCAUUCGACGAACGCACAGAGGUAUGCGUCUGGCCGGGAUCUCUUACCGAGGGAUCUCCUUGCCCAGGAAGCAGCGAAAUCGCACCCGUUCCACGAUCGAGAUUCCGUUGUCCCGCGCGCAAUGGUUACUAUGCUGAUCCGCAAAACUGUAGAUGGUUCUUCGCCUGCUAUGAUCUAGGUGAACCCGAAUUGACUGCCUACGAAUUCCGUUGUCCUUUCGGACUUGUAUUCGACGAACAGAAAUUGAUUUGCGAGUGGCCCUGGUUAGUAUCAGGCUGUGGAACACCAGGAUACACCCGUAACGAAUAUGGCGGAUCAGAUUAUGGGGCAAAAUUACCUGCCCAUGGUAUCGGUUUUGGACAGGGUACGGGAUACGGUCAUGAUACGGGUACGGAUGUAGCCGGAGAUGGACAAUACGGGAAUGACGGUUCGAGUCAUGGAGGAUCUGGUGCCGGCGGUUAUGGAGGAUCUGGUGCCGGUGGUUAUGACGGUUCAGGACAAGGAGGAUCUGGUGCCGGUGGUUAUGGCGGUUCAGGACAAGGAGGAUCUGGUGCCGGUGGUUAUGGAGGUUCAGGACAAGGAGGAUCUGGCGCUGGUGGUAAUGCCGGUUCAGGACAUGGAGGAUCUGGUGCCGGUGGUUAUGGCGGUUCAGGACAAGGAGGAUCUGGUGCCGGUGGUUAUGACGGUUCAGGACAAGGAGGAUCUGGUGCCGGUGGUUAUGGCGGUUCAGGACAAGGAGGAUCUAGUGCCGGUGGUUAUGGAAGUUCAGGACAACGAGGAUCUGGCGCUGGUGGUAAUGCCGGUUCAGGACAUGGAGGAUCUGGUGCCGGUGGUUAUGACGGUUCAGGACAAGGAGGAUCUGGUGCCGGUGGUUAUGGCGGUUCAGGACAAGGAGGAUCUGGUGCCGGUGGUUAUGGAGGUUCAGGACAAGGAGGAUCUGGCGCUGGUGGUAAUGCCGGUUCAGGACAUGGAGGAUCUGGUGCCGGUGGUUAUGGCGGUUCAGGACAAGGAGGAUCUGGUGCCGGUGGUUAUGGCGGAUCAGGACAAGGAGAAUCUGACGCUGGUGGUUACGGCGGUUCAGGACAUGGAGGAUCUGGUGCUGGUGGUUAUGGAGGAUCUGGCGCUGGUGGCAAUGACGGUUCAGGACAUGGAGGAUCUGGCGCUGGUGCCUAUGGUGGUUCGGGACAAGGAGGAUCUGGUGCGGGAAGCUCAGCAUCCGGAGGAUCUCACAAUACUGGUGGUUCAGGAAAUGAAGGAUACGGAGCUAGUGAAUAUGGCAAUUCGGGAUAUCAAGGAUCGGGUGCUGGUGGUUCGGGGUACGGAGGAUCUGUAGGCGGUAGCUCAGGACAUGGAGGACCUGUAGGGGGUGGCUCAGGAUACGGAGAAUCUGCAGGAGGUGGCUCAGAAUACGGAGGAUCUGCAGAGGGUGGAUCAGGAUAUGAAGGAUCUGCAGGAGUUGGCUCAGGAUACGGAGGAUCUGCAGGGGGUGGAUCAGGAUACGAGGAAUCUCAUGGUGCUGCAGGUGGUUCAGGACAUGGCGGAUCUACUGCUGGUGUUUCGGGAUACAGAGGAUCCGUAGAAGCCGGUUCAGGAUACGCGGGAUCCCACGGUACUGAUAGUUCGAUCCACGAAGGAUCGUACGGUGCUGGUGGUUCAGGAUAUGGAGGAUCAAGUACUGUUACCUCAGGAUACAGAGGAAAUGUAGAAGCCGGCUCAAAAUACGCAGGAUCUCAUGGUACCGAUGGCUCAGUACAUGGAGGAUCUCACAGCACUGUUAGUUCGGAAUACGGAGGAUCUCAUUCUGGUACUUCGGGAUACGAAGGAUCCACUAGCGCAGGUGGUGCAGGGGGAUCUCACGGUGCCGGUGGUUUGCAAUACGGAGGCUUUACUACUGGUAGCUCAGGAUACGCAGGCUCUCACGGUUCCGACGGUUCAGUUUACGAAGAAUCCUCUGGUUCAGCAGGAUCCGAACACAAAGGAUUUGGAGUUACUGAAUCAAAUUAUGGGGGACAUGGAGGAUCUGGAUCUAGCAGUUCGGUAUAUCAUGCGUCUGGAAUUGAUGGUUCCCUUUAUGCAGGAUCUGGAACAGAUGGCUCAGGAGGCGUAGGAUCUGGAACCAGUGAAUCCAGAUACACCGAAACAGGAACAGGCCAACAGACGGGAGUAACCGGAGGAGUCGGUGAUGGCAUAAUCCUACAACAAGGCGUCAGUGACUCUCAAUUUUCGGGAGAAGGAUCCCACGGGUCAAGCUACGCUGGUUCUGGAGUGACCGGGUCAGGGUACUCCAUUGAACACACGGUAUCAGGGGCAUAUGCCGGUGCAGGUUCUACAGGUACGAGCUACGUAGGAGCGGGCAACGCAGGUGCUCAAAAUUCCGCAGGUUAUCAGACCGGCACUACCGCUAGCGGGUACGACGUAACCGGCGGAUUCGUCGGUAACUCUGGCAUCGGUAUUGGCGUUACCGGACACGCAGGUGAAACUAGCGGCUACAAUGGAAUCGCUAACACGAUCGGAAACUACGGUGGAGGCUCAGCAGGGAUUGGCAAAGAUGGAUUUACUGUAUCCGUCGAGACAGGUGGAUCUCAGGGUGGUUUCUCCGGAGUUACUGGAUCCGGAUAUAACGUGCAUUCGGGAACAAGUCCCUAUUCGGGAAAUCAAAUCGGCGUAACAACGGGUAGCGUGUUUUCCAUAGAUUCAGGAGCAAGUGUAUCCGAUGGGCAGGACGUAGUCAACGGUGGAUUCAACUCAGGACACGUGAUCUUGACCGGAACCACUGGAAGCGGAUAUUCCGCCGGUAGCAGCGGUUUCGCUAAUGAGAACAGCGCGGGGUACUCGACUGCGGGAGAAAAGAUCACGGAUAGCAGCGACGUAAUUAACGGCGGAAUAAAUUCUGGCACAGUAAUCUUGACAGGCACCACCGGCAGCGGUUAUUCCGCCGGUGCGAACGGAGGAACCUCAGGGUACACGGGUGGCUCGGGGCACUCCAGUGCGGGAGUUUUGGUGCACAGCGUGACCCCCGGAUACCCCGUGAUCACGGCGUCCGAUGGCAGCGGCAGUUACACCGGAUCCUCCGGAAAAUUGGAGUACACCGAUAACGGAGCUUACGUGACGGGGUCGGGCUACGAGGCGGGUAACACCGGAAGCGGUAACGUCGUCAUCGACCAUGGAAGUCAGAUCAAUGGGGGAGAAAGCGGCGCCUACGAGAAUUCCGGAUCGUCGAGUUCGGUUAACAACUACGGAAAGGGGGAUAUUUCGACCGGUACAACUACCUACCACGGAAACGGAGGAACCUCGAAUACCUACUCGACGAGUAAAACUUCGAAGGGCAACGCGAACGACGUUCACAAUGCUUACGUGACGAGCAAUGCCGAGUCGGGAACCGUUGUCAACGCAAAUGCGGAUCAAAGAUCGAUUUACCAAAGCACCGUCAGACCCGGAUAUAUCAGCACCAAUCCCGUCACUCCCGGGUACACGAUUAACGGUGUGACGCAAACCACUUUCGGCGGACAGACUUCCGGAGGAUUCGGAACCGGUGGAUCGGCGGGACAGAGUUUCACGGCGUCUUCCGGAUACGGAAAUACGCGAGAGCAAAUCGAAGCUGAAUUCCCAGGUUCGACCGGCGGCGAUUUCGGAAUCAAGACGUCGCAUUCGGCUACCGGAUCAUUCGCGACCGAACGCGACAUGGGUUACAAAACGAACGAGUACCACGAUAACGGGGGGCGAGGAACGAUCGUUCAUAACAACGGCGUCAGUACGAGCAAAUACACCGAGAGCGACAUUCGCGAUCGCCAACCAGCCUACGCUUCUCUACCGGACACUAUUGUCUCCGGUGGCAGAAUAGACGGUAGCAACGGAGUCGUCCUUGGCACAACCGUUGCCGGAAUCGAUACGUACGUCAGCCAAGGAUUCACGAAGACCGGACCAACGAAGACCGGCAUCGUCGCCGCCGAGAUCGGCGGAAGCGGCUCCUACGUCACAAACACGGGUCGCCCUCGACCGACUCCGACUCCGAGUAAUCCGGAAUUCAACACCUUCGGUGGUAAGAAAACCACGGAAGGAUAUACCGCCGGCAAUUCGAUCGGAAGCGAAGUGAACGGACUUGCUUACGUGACGUCAACGUUCGCCCCCGACGCGAGCUACGUCGAUACUUCCAAGAUAAAUCUGGGGCACACCACGUCGGCUCAAUUUUCCGGGUACAAGUACGACAAGCCGACCGUAUCCUUCGUCGACGGUGGCACUCCUAUACCCACAUCAGUUCCCUCCACGGUAACGUAUCACCAGCCCAUCGUCCCCUUGACCGUAACGACGCCUUCCUCCCACUUGAACGUCGAGGUGUACAACACUCCGUCCGUGGUAACAUCGGCCCCUAUCACGGCUGGUCCAGCUGUGGUCAACACUUAUAGUUACUCGAAACCUGCGAACGGGUACAAGCAAUCCUCUUACCAAACGGUUACAGUAACCGGAAGCGGCGAUACUGCGUCUACAGCGGGUUACAAGUACAAAAGACCUACUCAAACUAGCGCGUAUCAAAAUUCGGGAGAUUCUCUUCGGCAAACUACGAUCUACAAGCGGCCUUUCGACGGCCAAAAUAGGUACACCGUUACCCCAACCCCGUCACCGAUAGCGUACGCUACGGGACCAGCCGAUAUCUACAAGACGACUCUUUUCGAAGCUGCCAAGCAACCCGUAACUCUGUCCACCGUCGCUCCGGUAUUCGAUACCGGAUACAAAACGGUUGUAUCGUCGACGUCUGCACCGAUUACGGUAACAACUGCCGGCCAGUAUUACUACAAGGACAGACUAUCUUCCACUGCUGAAACGAUGAGCGAUUUCGAUAUCACCUACCAACAACCAGAGUUCAAUUUCCAGAAAACGACUGCCUCUAACACCCAAGAUGGAUACGUGUACAAGAAACCAAAUAAUCCACUGACCUAUGACUCUGUUAGCACCGUUACCCCAUCCGUAACGGUCUACAAGAAACAACCGUCGGUUACGAUACAGCAACAGAACAAGUACACUCAAUCGGUUACAAGCGCUGUAGGCUCAAAGGGCGCGUACGACAGACCGUCCGUAUCUAUUCGUCCGGCCAUUGGAAAACAGCCGGCAGUAAUAACGGAGUUUAGUUCAGGAUCUGCGAUAAGUUCUGGGACGGAUUUCGAAGGGUACAAAUACUCAAAGCCAAGCGUAACGUUCGAAAGUACGCCUACCGUCUCGAUCUACACUCAUAGUCAGGGAUACACGGAUGGUAACGAAGGUUCUCCAACGAAAUUGAACAUCCCCAAAGACGAGGUCAAGAAACUGGUCGGUAAUUACAAUAACCGAGGAGGUGUGAAGUAUAGUACCGUUAAUUACGAUGACGGAAGAGUCGGUGAUCAGGUAUCGGGAAGCUAUGGAAAUUCCGGAGUUUCCAGAGGACAGAGUUUCAAUAAUUUCGGGAACAAGGCCAGCGUUACUUCGCAAGCUUACGUUUCAACGACGUCAUCUCCUUCCUACGAAGCAUCGACUCCCGACUCGAUAAUCCGAACGAAUUCUUACGACAGUUACGCGACCAGCGGAAGAGGAUCUUCCAGAUACACCGGCGGAUACACGGCUUCGACGCCUCUUUACGAAAUUGCGACGGUGAAACCAUCGGGUGCGAAUACCAAGGGUAAGGUGAUCGUAAAACUGAGCGACCUGCACCCUCUGCUGCUCGGAAAACUCGGCGCCCAAUGUACCUGCAGAUCCGAUCCGUUCGAGACCCUGCGGGGACCGGGGGUCCGUAAACCUCUCCCGAUAAAAUCGUCGAAGGGAGACAUCGACCUAGCGAACUACGACGAAUCAGAGAUUUACGUUGAUCUCGAAACCGAUCGAGAACCCGAACAGUCCGCCGCCGUCUACAGGACUCCCAACGGCUCUCAGACUCCACCGAAUCGAUCAUACGCCCGUUUGUCAUCACCCACUACUCCAGCUACAGCCAUAUUCGCUGUAGGUUCACCCGCGACUACUACCGUUCUCAGGUCACGAGGGAAACCAGCGUCCGCUCACCUUCCAGCUUCCUCGAUUUCUUCGUCGAUCGGUGAAUCGCGAGGCGGCUCUUCUUCGGGGUCUAAGACACCGCCGUUAGAAAAUGGAUCUUACGGAAGUCCUUCCGACAUUUCGGACUCCGAAUACGUCGGCACCCCUUCGGGCUUCGAACACGGGGAUAUUCCGAUCGGUCGAUCCGUCGGUGGUACGACGAAGGCCGGGAAAUCAUUGAGGAUAUCCGGAGCUCCCGGUAACGCUCUCGGUGGUCAGGGCGCAGCCUUCGAUCGUUACGGACCGGGAGGAUGGCGCGACGUCGACGAGACGCUUCAAGGUACCACGGAUUGCGCUAGACCCGGACUUUUCCGCCACCCGAAAUUCUGCAACAAAUUUUACGCCUGCCACUGGGACGAAUGGAAGCAGAAAUUCACUCUGCACGUAUUCAACUGCCCGGUUCAUCUGAGCUUCGACAAUAACGCCGGGGCUUGCAACUGGCCCACCAAAGGACCCGCCUGUCAGGACGACAAUCUUCUCGUUUAGAUUUAGGAAUUUUCGAAAAAGCAAUCGCAGAUUGGCUGGCUAUUUCCGCAUAAAGAUCCGCAAGCUGUGAACGACUCGUUGAAGUUUCGUUCGAUUCCGCGUGCUUUCUAGAGCGUCAAUGUCCGGACUGUUUGUGACGUGGACGGCGAAUAUCGCGCGCCAUGUUAUUUUACGGAAAGAACUUGUAUUGCCGGCGUGAGUCACGCGAACGAGUCCAAAGUUUUUGAAUCAAUUCGACGAUUGAAAUCAUCGCGAAACUAACAAUACUUAAUUAUCCACACAUCAAAUAUCUGGCAGCUGUUAAUCACAUUCGCAAUAUCCGUCGUGUGUUACUCCUUUCUCUCGCUCGUAAUUGGAAUAAUUGAAAACGAAAUUACAGCUGAAAUCGAAUUUUUAAUUUACAGUACAAGAAAUCGAACGUUCCGAGCCACGUUCUCUCCUUCCGUUUACCACCCAAGGUAAAUAAUGCGAAUUUCUUCGAAGACGUGAACGAAUAGAUACUAGCCAACGCCUGAAGUAGUCAUACCUGUAAUACGUUCAAUGUCCAGCGGGAGAAAGUAGCUCGCAACUAUCGGUCCAAAUGCUGUCGCUCUAGCGGUUGAAAAUAAUUGUAUACUCUACGUUAUAAUGUUACUAUAAAUGCAGAACUACCUAUGGUAUGUAAUAUACUUGUACCAAGUAACACAAAUUAGUAUACCCAUAUAGAUGAGGACAAGUAAAUUUGCGCACUGCAAUAAAUUCAAUGUAAAUAUUCCGUUCUGCAACGUUCGUUCCUUCGAAAUUUGUAAGUAUAUCUCAAGUGACCGAUGAAUUUUCAUUCUCGUCUGAUUCCCUCCUCGGUGAGCGAUGAAUUUUCAGGAUGUUGAAUGAUUUUUAUCUCGUCACUGUGGUAUAUUUAUACAUCGAUCAGUGAUGCAUUAUUAUGAUUAUACGGCGCUAUAGUGAUCUGGUGCAAAAAUUUUGUACAUAAAAUAAAAUAAAACUUGUUGUAACAAUAAGUAUAAGAAGGCAUCAGAAAACUAGAAAUUUUUUGUUUUAGAGAAUUUGAAAUCGUGCGUAACACUCCAUCAUAUAUGAUACGCAAAAGUGAACGUGUUAUAGUUUUUAAAAAUACCGCUUCAUUUUUUCUUCUUCCUUUCUCUCUUUGCAGUAUGAAUUUUAUAUUUAAGCAUUAAUUUUUCUAAUAUACCCUUCCAUUUCCUUUCUUUGAUAAUAAUUUAUUUAAUUCUGUCUCUAGUUCGUAAGGAAAUUCAGUUUCAAAUUCGUUAACAAACGCUAUAAAUUUAUCAACUUGCUCUGAAAAAAUAUACACGUAUUCGAUAUUUUUUAUCUAUUAUUUCUUAUAACGGAAUAUCUUCUUCCAAUCUAAUUUUAAUAUUACCGUGCCAUUAUUUUACGGUUGUAUAAUUAUAUUGUCACGAUAUUAUCACAUGAUGAUACAAUCAUUACCUACUGAAUAAACGUAAUAAAUUAAAAAUCC